AUGUCUCUUGACAAAGAAUCUGUUCUUGCCCUCGCGAACUCGAAAUACAAGAUCCCUCAACUCGGCUUCGGUGUAUAUCAAUCGCCGCCAGCCACAUGCGUCAAGUCGUGCUUGAAAGCCGUAGUAGCAGGCUAUCGCCACAUCGACACAGCGCAGUACUAUGCGAAUGAGACAGAAGUUGGGCGCGCGCGAGAGCAGAGCGGACUUCCGCGCUCAGAGCUCUACCUAACGUCCAAAAUCCUUAGUCCAGCCGAAGACGUGGAAUCGACAUACAAGAAGAUCGCUCAGAGUGUAGAGAAGCUUGACGGCCCGGCUGGAUAUGCGGAUCUGUUCCUCAUCCACAGCCCGAAUGGCGGUGCAGAGGACAGGUCACGCAUGUGGCAGGCACUAGAGCGGGCAAAAGAAGAGAACAAGGUGCGAAACAUCGGCGUCAGUAACUACGGUAUACAGCACAUCGAGGAGAUCAAGUCGAUUGGCAAAACUUGGCCGCCAGCUGUCAACCAGAUCGAGCUCCACCCUUGGUGCCAACAGCGUGAAAUAGUCGAAUACUGCAAGAAGAACAACAUCGUCGUCCAAGCCUACUGCCCGCUCGUCCGCAACGAGAAGUCGCACGAUAAGACGCUACUCAGUAUAUCUGAGAAGCAUCAAGUUGGACCGAACCAGGUACUGGUGCGAUGGAGUCUGCAGAAGGGAUAUGUUCCACUACCGAAGAGUGAUACGCCGAGCAGAAUCGUCAGUAAUGCCGACGUCUACGGCUUUGAGCUUGAUAAAGAGGACAUGGCCAAGCUGGAUGGACUGGACCAAGGUAAGAAGGGGGCCAUUGUGCAGGCCGUUAGUAACGAGUAG
This is a messenger RNA of Cucurbitaria berberidis CBS 394.84, 846 nucleotides long. Its product is annotated as Aldo/keto reductase. Gene Ontology annotation, molecular function: oxidoreductase activity. The record is from RefSeq and is a predicted model, not a curated record. The transcript is spliced from 2 exons. Lineage: Eukaryota; Fungi; Ascomycota; Dothideomycetes; Pleosporales; Cucurbitariaceae. Bases 1 to 846 code for a protein of 281 amino acids.